AAACGAGACCAGCACCUUCUGACAAACAGGAGCCUACUGCAUGCUCUGCCUGGCUGACUUCAAGAAGACGAUGUUUCAUCACUUCUUGGUUCAUGCUGCUUAUCAGACCAGCAGAUGGCUUCCACGAGACCAGAGGAUGAAAUUUCAGAUAGUUCUUUUCAUCUUUGUAGUGCUCUGUCUGACGCCACAGAUCUACAUUUUGACAAGGCCAAAGUCCACGCGCUACUGUGAAAAGCCACUUUUGAACAAUCUCAUAGCCAUCAUUGUGUUCUCCUUCAUGGCUACAGGCUUAGCAGUGACGCUUACUCUCACUGACCCAGUGCCCAAAAGUAUCAGAGCGGCUUACCACACAUUUGGAGUGCUCUCAUUCACCCAGGGACUUUGUACCAUCAUUCUGACCCACAGUGCUCCCCAGUGUGCAAAUACCACACCAGAGCUGUAUCUCUUUUCACUGGUACUUUCAUGGACUUGUGUCCUCUCUACAGUGUUCUUCGUGAUAAGAGGGUGCCUUUGGAUGAUCCACAGAAUGUGUCCAAACUGGUUCAGAGAUGCGUCUCUUUAAGCUGCUGUGUGAGCCUCUCUGCUGUGUGCGAACCCAUCUAUUAUUCAGACCCUUCCUGUGCCAAAGCCUGAAUUUCCAUCUGGUCUUUGAGCUGGUCUUUGAGUUGAGCUUGGUUAGAUCCUAUUACCAUGGAUAUUUCAUUACAGUCUUGGUCUUACAAAAAGGGAGUAAAAGUGAAAUGCCAUCCAUAGUCAUUCGGCAGCAGUUAAUCCAUUCAGUUCUUGAGUAACUGGACUGACCAGCAGACCGCCCCUUGAAAAACCGUCUUUAAAGCAGAGGUAUUAGCCUGAAGAAUGGGGUACUCCAUUGGUACUCUGUC
Colossoma macropomum (tambaqui) is the source of this 881-nucleotide messenger RNA. RefSeq lists its product as uncharacterized. Lineage: Eukaryota; Metazoa; Chordata; Actinopteri; Characiformes; Serrasalmidae. The transcript has 7 exons. The coding region runs from base 41 to 562 and encodes 173 amino acids. The record is from RefSeq and is a predicted model, not a curated record.